AUGGUAACAACCAACACUGUUUAUCUGGUUAGCCCCACCAUGCUCGGCAUCACUAUGGUAACAACCAACACUGUUUAUCUGGUUAGCCCCACCAUGCUCGGCAUCACUAUGGUAACAACCAACGCUGUUUAUCUGGUUAGCCCCACCAUGCUCGGCAUCACUAUGGUAACAACCAACGCUGUUUAUCUGGUUAGCCCCACCAUGCUCGGCAUCACUAUGGUAACAACCAACGCUGUUUAUCUGGUUAGCCCCACCAUGCUCGGCAUCACUAUGGUAACAACCAACGCUGUUUAUCUGGUUAGCCCCACCAUGCUCGGCAUCACUAUGCUGCUAGCCACCCUCCUGACCCAGUAUGAGAGGUUAAAAGGAGUCCAGUCUUCAGGGGUGAUGCUCAACUUCUGGCUGGUGGCCGUCCUCUGUGCUACCGUCACAUUCAGAUCCAAGAUCAUACAAGUCAUCAACGAGCCGUCAGCGGUGUGUGUGUUCAGAUACACAACCUUCUACAUCUACUACACACUGCUGCUCAUCUCUCUGCUCCUGGCAGCCCUCUCAGACCAGCCUCCUCUCUUCUCAGAGGCAUCCAAAGACGCUAAUCCCUGUCCUGAGAUCGGAGCUUCCUUUCUGUCCAGAAUCAGCUUCUGGUGGAUCACUGGUCUGAUAGUAACAGGUUAUAAGCGUCCGUUAGAACAGAAGGAUCUGUGGUGUCUGAACUCAGAGGACCGCUCCCAGAGGGUCGUCCCUCAGCUGGUACGACGCUGGAACAACGAGUGCCUGAAGGUCAAAAGACCGGAGGAGAAGACUCUGUACUCUCCUAAGAAGGCUCCUCGGGGAGAGAGGAAGGAGGGUGUCCCCGUAGAGGAGUCAGAGAUCCUGAUUAUGAAGACACCCCAGAAGACGAGAGAACCCUCUCUGUUCUGGGCCCUCUGUCUCACCUUCGGACCCUACUUCCUCAUCUCUUCUCUCUACAAGAUCAUCCAGGACAUUCUCAUGUUCGUGGGGCCGAAUAUACUCAGGUUGCUGAUCCAGUUUGUGAACGACUCUAGCGCCCCCUCGUGGCAGGGCUACUUCUACACCGCGCUGCUGUUCGUUUGCACCUGCUUCCAGACCCUCAUCCUGCAGAAGUACUUCCAUGUGUGCUUCGUCACGGGAAUGAGGCUACGCACUGCUAUAGUAGGAGCUGUCUACAGGAAGGCUCUGGUGAUCAGUAACGCGGCACGGCGUACGUCUACAGUGGGAGAGAUCGUCAACCUGAUGUCGGUCGACGCCCAGCGCUUCAUGGACCUCAUCACCUACAUCAACAUGAUCUGGUCUGCUCCUCUACAGGUCAUACUGGCCCUGUACUUCCUGUGGCAGAACCUGGGUCCGUCGGUGCUGGCUGGCGUGGCUGUAAUGGUUCUGAUGGUGCCAAUCAACGGUGUGAUCGCCAUGAAGACCAAAACAUACCAG
This is a messenger RNA of Oncorhynchus tshawytscha (Chinook salmon), 1446 nucleotides long. Its product is annotated as multidrug resistance-associated protein 1-like. The record is from RefSeq and is a predicted model, not a curated record. Gene Ontology annotation, cellular component: basolateral plasma membrane. NCBI's taxonomy places the organism in Eukaryota, Metazoa, Chordata, Actinopteri, Salmoniformes, Salmonidae. Gene Ontology annotation, molecular function: ATP binding; ABC-type xenobiotic transporter activity; glutathione transmembrane transporter activity. Gene Ontology annotation, biological process: xenobiotic transport; glutathione transmembrane transport.